Molecule: messenger RNA, 1653 nt
Organism: Penicillium griseofulvum
Lineage: Eukaryota; Fungi; Ascomycota; Eurotiomycetes; Eurotiales; Aspergillaceae
Product: Major facilitator superfamily domain, general substrate transporter
Exons: 1
Coding region: 1-1653 (550 amino acids)
Biological process (GO): transmembrane transport
Molecular function (GO): transmembrane transporter activity
Source: RefSeq, a predicted model, not a curated record
AUGGAAGCCCCUACCAUGGAGCAUCUCCCAGAGCGCCAUGAUCAUGAGGAGGUACCUGGAACUCUCCUCCUCGUUGAUAUAGCUCAUGACAGCAAUAUAUCCGCUCAACGGAAAGGAAUAGUUCUUCAACCACAACCUAGCACAGAUCCAAAUGACCCCCUCAAUCGAUCACAACAAUGGAAAAACCUCAAUAUCGGCAUGGUAUGUUUGUACACCUUUGCUAUUGGAAUAUGCACAGCUGCGCAGUUUUCCAUCAUGACACAAAUAUCUGAAUCGCAACGAGUCAGUCUUGCAGAUCUGAAUUUGGGCACUGGAUUGAUGCAGCUGAUGCAAGGAUGGGCAAAUCUUCUAUGGCAGCCUGUCGCCAUGACCUAUGGCCGCAGGCUAGUCUACCUCGUGACAAUUAUAUUCUCGAUAGGGCCAGUUUUAUGGGUGCCGUUGGCUCAUGGUGCCAGCCAAUGGUACGCGCACCGCAUUCUUCUUGGUCUCUUUUGCUCGUCCGUGGAGUCUCUACCAGAAUUAUCUGUCCAAGAUCUUUUCUUCGCCCAUGAACGAGGAAAAUAUAUGGCCCUGUAUACAUUUGUAUUAUUCGGAUCUAACUUCAUUGCUCCUUUCCUCGCUGGGUUCAUAGCGGAUGGCUUGAACUGGAAAUGGGUUAUGUACCUUGCUACCAUAUUUCUGGGUAUCUGCGCACUGAUCUUGUUCUUUUUCAUGGAGGACACAAUCUACUUUCGAAAGACAACUGAGAGCAGGGGCCAAAGAUAUGAGAUUAUCCCGCCGGAUGACAAUGGAGAGCCAGGGACUAUCACUGCGGAUCGACUCCAGACUGGAGCAGCCACAGCCCUGGGUGAGAAUGGCAUUGACACAGGGUUGAAACCUCGUCGGCAGAGGCUAGCGUUGGUUACAAUAUUACCAGGUCGUCCAACUCACAAGCAAAUGGCAUUGAAGAGCUGGCAAUCGAUAAAAAUCCCUUUCUUCUUUCCUAAUAUUCUCUGGUGCGGUCUUUUAUACGGGUCAAACCUAGCCCUUUACAGCGUGAUUAAUGCGACAAUGUCGAGCAUCCUGGGAUCCAGUCCAUACAAUUUCCCUCCGACAAUGGUCGGUGUCUCUUAUCUGUCCCCUUUCGUCUUCGGUGGCGCUGCAUCCAUUUGGGCUGGGAAGAUAUCGGAUGCCCUCGCAAUCAAACUAGCAAAGCGCAAUGGAGGUGUCCGGGAACCAGAACAUAGGCUGUGGGGCCUUCUGCUAUCCGCACCUAUCGCUGCCGGCGGGCUGCUCAUGUGGGGAGUAGGGGCCAGUCAAGAGGCACACUACAUGGUUUUGGUUAUCGGAAUUGGCAUCACCACCUUUGGAGUCGUUUGCGCAAGCGCGAUAUCAUUGGCGUAUGCUGUUGACUGUUUCAAAGAAAUGGCUGGUGAAUCCUUUGUUUCCAUCAAUAUCAUUCGGAAUACAAUAGGAUUUGGCUUCAGCUAUGCUAUCACACCUUGGAUCGACGCCGUGGGUCUUCGAAACUGCUUUAUCUCAGUGUCGUUGAUCUCGUUCUUUUGUACAUAUACAUUCCUUGGGGUUAUUGUCUGGGGGAAGUCAUGGAGGAGAAUGUCCGCAGAGCGAUAUUGGCAAUUCGUUGCCACAGAAAGAGAGAUGGCCCACUCCUAG